AUGCAACUCAUGGAUCACGAGGAAUACCCUGAUGACUUGAAUCCAUUUGGUGAUGAUGAUGCUCCUGAAAGCAAUCAAGAUCUGGAAGAAAACAAUUGUGGAACACAAGAGGGAACCAAUGUAACCAAUGGAGUUGUUAUUGAAGCACAUGAUAGGCAAAUUGAGGAUGGUACCACUAUCAAUGUAGUGGCAGUUGCCUUAUCAUCUUUGGUGGUGUCUGACACUACAAACAUUUCAGAUCCAGCUCUAGCUGAGGCUAAUCAUAGUGAUGCUAACAAAGGGUUGUCAGGAGAAACUCAAGAGUCAUCUCUAUUUAAUAGAUCAGCAGAAUAUGAUGACAGCUUGAACCCCUUCAGUGACAGUGAUGAUGGAUAUGAUGCUGAUGAGAGCUCUGUUGUUUCACAAUCAGGUGAUCAAUCCUUGAAUGCUAGUCCCGUUCGCCCUCGCAGAAAAAAAAGAGUUGCUCCUUUACCACCAUCACUCAGAGAGGGACAAAAGUCCACAAGUCCUCCUUCAGUCGUGAAGUCUGCACGCUAUAGACCGGGAAUGCAGGAAGACCAUGGCAAGAAUUCCAGUAAAGGGAUUGAUGAAGAUAAUCAAAGUGAUAUCUCAGGUACAGGAAGUCCCACAAAUACCAUGAAGAUGAAAAAGAAGCCAGCUCCUCCUGCUCCUGUCCCUCCAAAGAGAUCAGUUUCUGAUGAAGCAAGAGUUGACUUAGAGCAAGAUUUAGCUGAUAUCCAUAUCCAUUUGGAGCAGUUGGAACGUCAGCAUGCAUCUGUGAAGGAGGAGCUUGCUCAUCUCCAGGAUAAGUCUUUGGAUAAUGGCAAUAAAGAUGAAGAGGAUGUCAGUAGGAGUGAGAAAACACCAGAAGUGGACCCUUCUGUCAUAUCUGAGAAAAUAAGGCUUGCAGCAGACAUCAAUGAUGAAAUGGAAGAACUGAAGUGGAAAGAGAAGGAAGCACAACUGAUGUUACAGGAGCUUGAUCUUGAAGUAGAGCAGGCAGAACUGGAACACAAGAUUAGAAUAUUUCAAGCCCAAGCAUCACGCCUCCGAACAGAUGCAGAUCGCAAAGAAGAAGAAGAAUGCUUGUCACGCCUGCUGAAUGUUGUAUCCAAGAGGAAUUCCCUCAUAGAAGCAUUAGAAAAAGAGAGAAGCAAAUGCAUGGCUCAUGAUGUCAGUGUAACAUCUGGUGAAGAAGGUCAAACGGGCAAGCGAAGGAAGCACAAGCUGAAGCUGAAAAGUAAAGCUCUUAGAAGGCCAAAAACGUCUCUCCAUAAGAGACAGCUUGGGAGGCUUUUCCUUGCUCCAUACAACAGACAGCUCGGGUUCAACUUCCCUCUUGGAUUUAGAGACAGGCUUGCAUCAAAUUUCUAUUCAUCACUUCUGCGUGUUGGGUCCUGGAACCACCUAGAUGAAGUUAAAUUUGCUCAGGGGCCUCCAGGAGGGAUCUUCAACUUAGAAUUCUCCCCAGAUGGGCAAGUUUUCAAUACUCACCAAAUAUACUCAAAGCAUAGAUGCUGGAGCUUAUAUGUAUCUGUUUCCUGUUGCAGCCGGUAUCUUGUUGCUGCUUGUGAGGGAAAAUGCAUGCUCAUGUUUGAUCCACUCACAAGAAGUCAAAUUGCACAAUUCAAGGAUUGCCACUCUGACUGUGUUAACUGUGUGAAGUUCUUAGAUUCUCGCAUAUUUGCUACCUGUAGUGAUGACACAACAGUGGCCCUAUGGGAUGUCAGAAACCUCAGUAGCAAGCUGCGAACCCUGAAGGCCCACACAAACUGGGUUAAAAAUAUUGAAUAUGAUCAGAAUGAGAAGCUGCUAGUGACAUCUGAUUUGGAUGGGAAUAUUUUUGCAUGGGAUGUGAAUGGUUAUUCAGAAGAUGGGCUUGCUCACGAACGUGUGUUCAAGAUGUCACAUCUUAUGCGUAUGCGUCUCAAUCCAGAUGCAAGCAAAAUGAUCUUAUGUACAAAGGGUGGUUACAUGAUGGUGAUUCACAACCUCAGUCUGCCUCAUAUGGCUACUGAUCUGGUUGGCUUCAAGCCCAAUUUGUAUCGUGUGAUGCAGCUGACAGGACAGUCGUGGAUUCCCAUGGCUUCUGCAUAUUCCCAUCUCUUCAAUGCCAAGAGGAACAGAGUGGAAAUCAUAUCAGAUUUCCCACAUCGGGAUGAUGCAGAAGUGAUAUCCUCACUCCAAGUUCACCCCCAGGGAUGGUGUGUGCUUACUCGCAAUACUUCCUCUGAUGAGCACUCCGAGGUGAAAUACCCCAAGCAGUUUUCUUAUAAGAAAAAACCAGUUCCACGUUUCCUAUCCAGAGAUGAUCCAAGAAGGCAGACUCUUCCUCCUGCCCGUUAUACAUUACAGUUGACAUCCUCUGAACUCUUGGAUGCCCUUUUGGAGUUUCGUAGAUGGGGCUGGGAACAAGGAGCCAGCAAUAGUGAAGGCAGCAAUAAUAGCAAUGAUAGGAGGAACAGUGACAACCCACAGAACAAUGAUCGUGUUCAUUCAAAUGAAGGUGCUGUAGGAGCAGGACCAGGACCAGGACCAUCUUUAGCCAGGAAUGCAUUGAGGCGCCGUGUUGCCUUUGUCAUGCAAACCGGUAAUCGGGUAGAGCCUAGGACUUUGUUGCUGGUAAGGCCACCCCGCAACUUACCACCACAUAGUAACAGUCUCAUGGAUGCAGUGGUGCCACCCAGCUACAAAAUCCAAAAAAAUUUCCCAAGACUUACCCACUUCAUUGAAGAAUCCAAUGUUGGGAAUGGUUUCAUCAAAGAGCUGUGCUUCAGUGCUGAUGGCCGUGUGAUCUUCUCUCCAUUUGGCAAUGGGGUUCGAAUGCUUUCUUUUGGUCCUUCAUGUGAGCAGCUCUGCCAUUGUGUGCCUACCAAACCUACACGCCUCUCGGUUCUCAUGAUGAGCAUAUGUCAUUCCAGCACAGUUGUGAGCACCAAAUUCUCUCCAACUCAUUACCUGUUGGUUUCUGGCUGUUUGGAU
Darwinula stevensoni is the source of this 2982-nucleotide messenger RNA. The record is from the annotation of a GenBank genome assembly. NCBI's taxonomy places the organism in Eukaryota, Metazoa, Arthropoda, Ostracoda, Podocopida, Darwinulidae.